Messenger RNA from Pecten maximus, 4487 nucleotides. RefSeq lists its product as uncharacterized. The transcript has 7 exons. The record is from RefSeq and is a predicted model, not a curated record. NCBI's taxonomy places the organism in Eukaryota, Metazoa, Mollusca, Bivalvia, Pectinida, Pectinidae. The coding region runs from base 303 to 4265 and encodes 1320 amino acids.
ACCAAAAUACGAAAAAUGGAAACUGGGUAGACUAACUUUUAGGUGUUCAUCUUUGUAUGAUGUUCCUCAGGUUAAGUUAACUCAAGGAAGUACAGGGUAGGUACUAUACAAACAACGUUGAUAAUAUUUUACGAAUGAGAGAUCAAACCUACUGUUAUUAUCGGAGACUAGCGGGAUGAGGAAGUACGAUUACAAAACGAAAAAAUGUUCAACACCAUGUAGAAUCAGAUGUUAAAGGGAGAUAACUUUUUUCUGGCAUAAAAUGUUAGAACUAGAGGAGUGAUGAUGAAAUACUAUGGGCAAUGGCGACAGAUGACUUCCAUGUGAUCUUGAAUGACCUUGAGGUAGAUGCAAGGCCAUUGUAUGGUUCAGAGAUGGAUACAAAUGAUCUGCGUGAAAGGCCUCAUGUUCUUCCCCCAGACAACAUUAUGACCAAGUUGGAGGCCUCCAAAGUAUCAAAUUCUAAGCUUUGGCGAAAAAAAUCUGGUGAUGUUGAUCUUGACUUCCUGAAAUCAUUAUGGAAUUUUUCGUCAGUUUCUGUGCCGGUAAGACUUGAAUCGCGAGUUUCUGUGGACGGAGAGAAAAAAUCUGUUUCUGAAAAUCUGAGUGAAGAAGAGGAUGAAAGUUUCCAGAAUGAUUUAAAUUAUGGGAACAGGGGACCAAAUGGGAUGUAUUCAUCUGCUACAGGGAUAAAGGGAAAGAACUCUGUUAGUUGGAAAACAGAUAGUGAAAAUGUUCUGAAUAAGCUAGAAUCUCCAAAGCUAGACAAGCCAGAGAGAGGUACUCCAGUGAAACCGGCCAGAACUGGAACCAGAAACAGUAAAUCUACCAGCAGCCAGAAAACAUUUCAUCAGGACAAUUCAGCUGAACCAGUUCUUGGAUUUGAUGAAGAAUUUGCCAGUUUGUCUGAACAAAACUAUUGUGAGCAGGAUUUAUCCCAGGGGACAAACAUUUUAAUUUUCAAUGAUGACAGGGAUCAUUUUAUAUCUGACAGCAAUCGUACAAACUUUGAUGUAAAUCAAUUGGAUGGAUAUCCACUGGAACAUCAAACUUUCGAACAUCAUGCGUUUCAGGAAUAUCAGACCUUUGAAGAUCCUCCUAAUUUGGAGGAUGGAAACAUACCGGAAAUAGAAAGAGAGUCCAUUAUUAGAGAUUUCCAAAGACAGAAUUCAGGGAAUUAUAGAAGUUUUGAAGCUGAAGAACAUUAUUCAAGUUUUGAAGCUGAGGGAAAUUAUUCAAGUUUUGAAGCCCAAGCAAACAUGCCAAGAGAAAUGUUUCCAACUGAAUCACAAAGUAGGAGUCAUAUUCCUGAAAGGGGUGGUAACCCAGAAACUAAUCCUUUUCUGAACACUUUCUCUGAUGAAAUAUCAUAUGGAAAUACUGUUGGAUUAGAGAAUUAUUCAUCUGAACUACCCAAUAGAAGAUCAAACACCUCCCAUCAGCAUUCAGACACUUGCAGACAUGAAAGUCCAGUGCCUGCACAGGAUAACAAUAGACAUUCAAAAAAUGGUCGUUCAGCUGUUCUCAUAAGCAAAGGCCAACAGAGUGGGAGUUAUCCUCCCAACACUGUUAUUUAUUCGCACUGCCAGGGAUGUGGGAACUGUCAGAACUGUCGAGCAUCAAGAAUGAUUGACCACAUGGAAAAGCUGGCGGAAAGUGCUGGGUUUGACAUACACGAUGUCCUUCCUGACGGAAACUGCAUGUUUCGAGCAAUCGUUGACCAACUGAGAAUGCGCGGCGACCUGACAAUGACAGCUGGAAAAUUGAGGCAAAAUGUUGUUCAGUAUUUGAGAGACAAUCCUUGUAGUGAGGAUGGGACACACAUGCAGAUGUUCUUGCCAACUGAGAAGUGGGAUGAUUACCUCUCCCGUAUGGAAAAGGACGGAGAAUGGGGAGAUGAAAUGGCUCUAAGAGGAAUUUCAGAGGUGAUUAAACGACAGAUCAAAAUCAUCAGCGCUUUAGGAACGGAUCAACACAACCAAAUCACCAUACAACCUACAGGGGUCGAAUCCGACCAAUCGCAGGACUUGUUUCUGGGCCACAUGGACGACUACCACUACAUCAGUCUGCGCCCCCAAAAUUGGGAAGACACAUGGUUUGUCCGAGCCAGAGAAAGACGGCGACCAACUAAACAGAAGACUGACCAAUACGGUGAUGAUACAAUCCGAGUACGCGGAAUGGAUUCCCCAAUAGAACAUGGCUGUGUGGAUGACUACUUUGCUGACGACACUGCUGUAGAUUCUAUCAGCACGACACCUAUAGGUCAUCUGUCGUAUGUUCUGAAGAACGUCCUCAACACUAAGUAUCUGGUGGUCCAGGACCCACAGAUAUGGGACGAUAAGAUGGAGUCCCUUAACAAUCACCCUCGCUCAAGUACAGUCGCCCUGACGGUCGGAAGUGUGGUGGAGAAAUUUGCCGUUUCUGUACAGGAUAAGUCGCCAGUACAAAUCGGAUACUCAUUAAGGAAGGAUAAGAUAGCUUCAGCAGGAUCAAUGGAGGUCACUCCACAAGUACUGGUAGUAUAUCCCUACUACCGUAUCAUAAAACGAGAUUCAGAUCAAACGAGUUCACAGAAGGACAUGGUCAUGGAGACCAAUGGGCUGCAUCCGGGGUUUAUUCGACUCCAUUAUCCAAUCAAAUCAUCUACUCCGAGGACCAGUCAAGGACAGCUGUUAGUAAGUUACCUGCCAAAUUCCUAUUUGGAUGCAUCAAGUGUACGAAGGGAUCUUGGAAGUUUCCAAAUCCCACAAUUCCUGGAGGAGAAUCUUUCUAUCGGAUAUGCCCUGCAAGGUCAUUUCUGGCCUGAAUGUGCAUCUGAGUGGAAAAGCCGUGACCGACCUAGUGGCUGGCCAAAACCUGAAUUCAUAAAAAGUAUCAUUGACGAUGGAUUUCUUAUCAUUGCUGUCUCUCACCCACACAGCAACAAGCCAGAUUUGGAAUUUGAGAUAAGCUUUGCUAAGGCAGAGAAGUUGUUGGCAAGGAAAAACAUGACAAAGUGUCAACGGAACUGUUUUCAUAUUUUCAAAGUUCUGGUUGAUUUUCACACAAGACAAACACCAUUGCUGAGUACUAACUAUCUGAAGAUGGUCUUUUUCUACGCCAGUGAAGUUGUCCCUCGAAGUCAGUGGAGAGUAAACCCUGGUGCCGCCAUUUUGUACCUGGUGGAUCGACUUCUACAGUGCUUGAGAAUCAAGCAAUUGCCCCACUACUUCAUUCACAGCAAUAACAUGAUCGAUCAUUUCAGUGAUGACGCUUUGCAGCAAAUAGUCACCCACCUGGAGGCUCUUCGUCAGUUUCCAGUCACCGCUAUUGUUCUGCUUGCGGAGAGCCACGGACUGACCAGUAGCUGGAUGGCCGACCCAAUUAUAGAGGAUAUACCUGUCUUUACGGAGCACCGAGAUUUGCAGAAGUCUUUUGCGGAAGUGUUUAUACCGACAACUUUGAAAAAUGCGAUCAAUUACGUCAAGUACAUGAUGCUGCAGCCGGCCGCUGACGUCAUAAUGGAGGCCUACCGGGACAUGAAGAUGACCAGUGAGUCUAAACCGGGGUACGCCUGGUGUGUGGGCGAUAUCUUCGAGUUUAUACAUCAGAUUCUGUCUGAACUUCAUUUCUUCCAACAGUUCUGGCUCUGCCUUGUGUUAGAUAUGACUCACGGUACUUCUACUGUGAAGGCUCUCACGAGACGGCUGCCGGGGAAAACCAUCAAGGAGAUUCUAGGCAAUGAUGAAGAGGGUGAAUUGGAUAGUAUUCUUGUCCCAUUUUCUGUAAUGGAUAACAGCUGUGUCAGGUCAGCAACUGAAAGUGAAGCGGAUCCAGAACUCACUUUUUUACAUUCCCUAGCAACUCAUCUUGUAAAUAUGGAGAAGUAUGAGUUAUCUGCCCAUUACUUACGAGCAGCUGUGAGUCUGACGAGGCGAAGGAUUGAUGAAAUCACAAAAAACAGUAACUUUUCAUCAAAAUCAGGCGAAACGAGUGACAUUGAUCGACAGAGUCCGAAGCUUAACAGCUUGGAUUUCUCACGGCAACAUGCAUUGAAAAUGUAUCUUAACAAUUUCCUGGUGCAGUUGUUUAAUUCUUACCACUACAAUGGGCAGACCGAGCUGUUUCAGGAGUAUAUUGGGGACCUACAGGAAGUGUGUGACACUAUCUCGGCUCCGUACGCCUACAGGAACCUGUCCAGGAUUUGGGGGUACCUUGGCUGUGACGACAGGGCACAAAAAGCAGCCGACAGGAUGGAGGAGAUGUUCCAGCUGUGUGGGGUGUGAGUGUACAUCGAGGACACACAAAACUAGUGUUUACCAGGGUUACAUAUGUAUUAUAAUAGAUUGGAAUUUUGGACUGUGACAAAUAAUGUAAGGGCUAUUCCAGAAUUAACCAAAUGGGGGAUGGGUGGCUUUUCAUCCCCAUUACCCAUAAAUAUGAAUUUAUGAAAGGCAGUACCAUGCACAAAUUUUAAUUUUGUAGUGAGAUAUAAGCAAGCAAAAAAA